This is a messenger RNA of Acomys russatus (golden spiny mouse), 1574 nucleotides long. It is a transcript of the gene Fam181b, whose product is annotated as family with sequence similarity 181 member B. The coding region runs from base 16 to 1284 and encodes 422 amino acids. The transcript has a single exon. The record is from RefSeq and is a predicted model, not a curated record. Lineage: Eukaryota; Metazoa; Chordata; Mammalia; Rodentia; Muridae.
CCUGUAGCCGCAGCGAUGGCGGUGCAGGCUGCGCUGCUCAGCUCACACCCCUUCAUAUCCUUUGGCUUUGGUGGCUCUGCGGACGGGCUAGUGAGCGCGUUCGGAAGUUUGGAUAAAGGCUGCUGUUUCGAGGAUGAUGAGAGCGGGGCGUCCGCGGGAGCGCUGCUGUCGGGAACUGAGGGCGGGGAUGGACGCGAAGCCACCCGCGACCUGCUCAGCUUCAUAGACUCUGCGUCCAGCAACAUCAAGCUGGCGCUGGACAAGCCCGGCAAGUCCAAGCGGAAAGUCAACCACCGCAAGUACUUGCAGAAACAGAUCAAGCGCUGCAGCGGCCUCAUGGGCACCGCGCCUCCGGGACCACCGUCCCCGAGCGCUGCAGACACUCCAGCCAAACGGCAGUCGGGAGCCCCGGGAGCCGCGACUGUCGCCGCCCCGGCGCAUUGUAAGGCCGCCCCGCGGAGGGAGGCGACCCAGGCCGCGGCUGCCGCCAGCCUGCAGAGCCGGAGCCUAGCUGCCCUUUUCGACUCUCUGCGCCACAUCCCGGGGGGCGCAGAGACGACAGGUGGUGCGGUGGCCGUGUCGGUCCCCGGCCUCGGGGCAGUGAGCUCUGCGGGUGACGGGGCGGGCAACGCGGGGAGCUUAGCGGCCCCCGGCCCCAAAAAAGUACCGCUGCGCGCCAGAAACCUGCCCCCGUCCUUCUUCACUGAGCCGUCCCGGGUAGGCGGCAGCGCCAGCGGCGGCGGCUGCGGCCCCUCGGGUCAGGGCGUGAGCCUGGGUGACCUGGAGAAAGGGGCGGAGGCCGUUGAAUUCUUUGAGUUGCUGGCGCCGGACUUCGGCGCUGGCAACGAUGCGGGCGUCUUGCUAGCCGCCGACCCUCUCGACGCGUUCCCCACCGGAACUGCUGUCCUACGGGGGCCCUUGGAGCAGGAGUCUGGUCCCUUUGAUCCGCCGGCGAUGGUUGGAAACCUACUAUACCCUGAACCCUGGAACGCCCCGAGCUGUACUCAGACCAAGAAGCCUCCUUUGGCUGGCGUUCGCAGUGGCGUGACCUUGAACGAGCCUGUGCGCCUCCUGUACCCCACUGCUUUGGACUCGCCAGGUGGGGAGGACGCACCAGCCCUGCCAUCUUUCACUCCUUUCUUCCCAGAUUGUACUCUGCCGCCGCCCCAUCAAGUGUCCUAUGAUUACAGCGCAGGCUACAGUCGCGCAGUUUACCCCAGCCUCUGGAGACCGGACGGUGUCUGGGAAGGGGUUUCUGGGGAAGAGGGGGCGCACCCAGACUGAUUGCGAGGUACACUUCCCUUAUGACUGAUGUGGUUGAGUGCUACUGUGGGUCUCUCCUGAGGGGAGAGAACUAUGGGAACACUCGUGAAGACGAAAUGGGAUAAAACAACAAAAUCCCGCAUUCAUUUAAUAAAAGAAACUUUGGGAAAAGAGAUGGAGGAGUUGGGAGUUGGUUUAACCACAGCCUCAGAUUUUAUUCUUUUCCUCUCCUUUCUUUGUAAGUGUCCCAUAGAUUCUUACUUGGACCAGAAGAGACACAACAGGCUGAGACUGGGGCUGGGAAAUAAUCG